This is a messenger RNA of Caenorhabditis briggsae, 924 nucleotides long. NCBI's taxonomy places the organism in Eukaryota, Metazoa, Nematoda, Chromadorea, Rhabditida, Rhabditidae. The transcript is spliced from 6 exons. Bases 1 to 924 code for a protein of 307 amino acids. The record is from RefSeq and is a predicted model, not a curated record.
AUGGACAAUCUCAUAACCAUUGUAUGCUUGUUAGGAAUUAUUUGCGCACUGGUCACGAUAUUGCUCAAUAUCAAUUUAGUCAUAAAGGUUGUGAUGAACAAAUCAAGGCGAAAAGCAGAUAUGCAUUUGUUUUACUAUCGGUUCACACUGGACAUAUUUUUUGGAGCAUCUCUACUCUCCUACAUUAUCUUCAUCCUGCUCUCCAUUGAAGCCCAAAAAUUUAUUGCCCAGUCCCGUCCGUUGAUAGUUUACCUUGCCCUUCCUUGGUCAAAUUUUGCCGCUUGCCGGUCUAUUAUCGCCCUUUCCAUAUCUGCCGAAAGAGUCAUAGCUGCAUAUUUUCCCAUUACAUAUCGCUCCUAUAGAAACCUGGUCCCUAAUUGGACUGUUUUAGCAGUAGGUAUCGCAUUUGGAGUCUCGGAAGAAUUCGUUCUCUUCAAUUUAUGCUCUUAUGACAUGAUCAUCCCUCCAAGUUGUCGAGUUUUUGGCUGUGCGGUUAAUAAGUGCUUUUAUUAUUUCUGGACCAUUCAUAAAGCGUCGAUAUUCUCAACAAUAGUAAUUUUAUCAAUAAUGCUAUCAAUGAAGUUAUUCAUUUGGAACAAUUUGAAGCAUAAAGGCAAAAAUAAUAGAAUAUCGAAGGCAAAUCGUCUUGCACUACUGGAUACUGUAACUGUGCUAGUGUUUGAUUUCCUUCCUUCAUUUUGUGGUUCAAUGUGGCCUACUGCCGAAAUCUUCUCUUUCGAUUUUGUUGGUCCUUAUAAUGCUGUUGGGAAAGUCACUGGAUGUGCUAUCGAAGCGAUAGCAGUUUCAACUCUUCUAAUGUUCAGAAAAGGGAAGAACUCGGAACCUAAAUCCUCUAGUAAUCGACGUGUGGCAAAAAACACAAAGUCCAGUGGUCAAGUCUUAACUUUCCAAACUGUCAAAUAA